Messenger RNA from Neltuma alba, 2028 nucleotides. Its product is annotated as glycosyltransferase BC10. Lineage: Eukaryota; Viridiplantae; Streptophyta; Magnoliopsida; Fabales; Fabaceae. Gene Ontology annotation, molecular function: glycosyltransferase activity. Gene Ontology annotation, cellular component: membrane. The record is from RefSeq and is a predicted model, not a curated record. The transcript is spliced from 11 exons. Bases 399 to 1598 code for a protein of 399 amino acids.
GAGAGAGAAACCGAAGAGAGAGAGAGUGAGUGAAGGAAAGACCAAGUAAACGAAUCACUGAAUCAAACAACACGCCCCCUCUCUCAUAUCUCAUCACGCCUAUAAUAUAGUUGUCUCUCUCCUUUUCUCUCUCUGCGUAUGCAUGCUUUUCUUCCCCCUUUGCCCUAGAUCUUCCUGAAACAUUGGUGGGUUCGACAAGAUCUUUGAAUUGAAGCUGGAUUCUUGUGAAUCUUUGAUCUUCUUUGAUACUUCGGUGCAGCUAAGCUUUCAGGUUUAUCAACAUCAAUCUGUCAAAGGUUCAUUUUAGGCUUUUUAUAUUGGCUUCUUUGUGCUUGAGGAUGGUGAAUACAUAUAUUAAGGAGAUCUUUCGGAGGUGAUGCUGCGAUGCAUUUACUUAGAUGAAGACUGCACAAAUUUGGCAUCUAGGCAUUGGAGAUUUGCAGAUCCUGCCUAUGUCGCGCCACCGCCCUCCCAUGAAGAAACCAGUUUGGAUUAUUGUCCUGGUUUUAUUUGUAUGCAUGUUUCUAAUCUUUGCUUACAUCUACCCACCCAAAAGCAGUUCAGCCUGUUAUGUCUUUUCUUCUAGAGGUUGCGAUGUUAUUUCUCAGUGGCUUCCGCCUGUUCCUGCAAGGGAAUACACAGAUGCAGAGAUUGCAUCACAAGUGGUGAUUAGGGAUAUUUUGAGUGCGCCAUAUGUUCUUCCUAAAAAUCCGAAAGUUGCCUUCAUGUUUCUGACUCCUGGUUCCCUUCCAUUUGAGAAACUGUGGGAUAAGUUUUUCCAAAAUGCUUUUCUCUUCUUGACAGGGCAUGAAGGGAAAUUCUCAGUUUACGUGCAUGCAUCUAAAACUAGACCAGUUCACGUGAGCCGUUAUUUUGUUAAUCGGGAUAUACGCAGUGAACAGGUGGUGUGGGGUAAGAUUUCAAUGGUUGACGCAGAGAGACGGCUGUUGGCAAAUGCUUUACAAGAUCCUGACAAUCAGCAAUUUGUUUUACUUUCUGAUAGUUGCGUGCCACUGUAUAGUUUUGACUAUAUAUACGACUAUCUGAUGUAUACAAAUAUUAGCUUUGUCGACUGUUUUAGGGAUCCUGGUCCUCAUGGCAAUGGUAGGUAUUCAGAACAUAUGUUACCUGAAGUUGAGGUGAAGAAUUUCAGAAAGGGUGCGCAGUGGUUCUCUAUGAAGAGACAGCAUGCUAUUAUACUUAUGGCUGACAAUUUGUAUUACUCAAAAUUCCGUGAUUACUGCAAGCCUGGUCUGGAAGGGAAGAAUUGUAUUGCUGAUGAACAUUACAUGCCAACCUUCUUCAAUAUUGUUGACCCUGGUGGAAUUGCAAACUGGUCGGUAACUCAUGUAGACUGGUCUGAGAGAAAAUGGCAUCCAAAAUCAUAUAGGGCUCGUGAUGUCACAUACGAGCUUAUGAAGAACAUUACGUCCAUUGAUGUUAGUGUGCAUGUUACCAGUAAUGCCAAGAAAGAAGUACAAAGUUGGCCUUGCUUAUGGAAUGGGGUUCAGAAGCCAUGUUACCUAUUUGCUAGAAAGUUCACUCCUGAAACACUGGACAAUUUGUUGCUAAUUUUUUCCAAUUACUCCACACCUUGAGCCACACCUAUUCUUGAGUCGAUUCUUUGGUCAGAUCCAUCCGAUUGUUGCUUCUUUCGGCCCUCUUGUCCCAUUGUCAUCUCGGUUUCUGAUAUAGCAACAUUAUUGAUGAGUUGUAAAUUACAGCCAUUGUUGAGGCUUGAAUAUGGCCAGCCACCCUCAGAUAUAUAAGUACAUAUAGGGUUCAAGGGAAAAUGGCUUUGCAGUUAUAGGGUGGACCUUAAUUUGGAGAGGAAGUUAGCAGAGUGCGUUUGCUUCCAUGGAGAUGGAUAGCCUCUUCUCCUUUGGGUUAUCAAAUCUCAUUGCAUGACAAAAUUUUUGGGAGAAAUCAUAUCAGCUCAUUUAAAUGGUUGUUGUUGGUGUUGAUCUAUUUUUGUACAACUUGAGACAUUGUUUAGGAAGUAUUUGGAUAAAAACCAAACCAUGAUUU